AUGGCCUCCGACGGUCCUGUCGCGACUAGCAGCAGCGGCGUGAUGCCUGCUGACGUGGAUAAGGCAGUUGACGAGAUUCUCGUGUACUGGUUCGGUGUCUUCAUGGCGCCUGAGUAUGCUGGCCCAGCACCAGAAGACGAUGCCGUGGCAUCCAAGCAAUCCCUUUGGUUCCGCAAAGAUGCUGACGUGGACGCUUUUAUCCGCGCUAGAUUCGCUCCCCUCAUCCCACUAGCUGCGUCAGGCCAGCUGGCAGGCUGGGAAGACACGCCACAUGGCGCGCUGGCAUUGGUCGUGCUGCUGGACCAGUUCACGAGGAACAGCCUCAGGGGAUCGCCUGACUCCUUCGCUCAGGACGCUUUGGCCUGUGAAGUCGCAAAAAGGGCCAUAGCCAAGGGAUUCAACAAGCAAUUUCACCUUCGUAUCCGGUCCUUCUUUUACAUGCCCUUUAUGCAUUCAGAAGACCUAGCAGACCAAGACAUGUGUGUGCAGCUGCUGUCGGAGUCGGUAGAAGAGGCACCAGAAGGCCCGCUCAAGGACUCCCUGUCCGGGUGGGUGGGCUUCGCUCACAAGCACCGUGACAUCAUUGUCAAGUUUGGCCGGUUCCCUCACCGCAACGAGGUGCUGGGGAGGGAGAGCACAGCGGAAGAGGUGGAGCACGUGGCAACUCACGGGACGAUUGCCUGGACUAUUAUUGGCGUGGUGCUUCUGCUGCUAGUCCUCGUCUGCUGCUCCCUCGCCAUUCAAGUCCCUGGCAACUCCUUCACCGUCGAUCUGAAUCCCAACGCUUUUGUUGAACCACUGAGCGAACGCUUCAAAACCACAGCUGACUUGCAAUCGGAAAAAGCCGGUUCCGCAACUGAAGUGACAAAAAUGGCUACUUUCCCUGACGUGGUGGUGGUGGGAGGCGGCCUCGCGGGCCUGUCUGCGGCCGUGGAAGUCGUCAAGCGAGGUGGAUCCGUCCUCGUCCUCGAAAAGAGCGAGCGGCUCGGCGGUAACUCUGGCAAGGCGAGCUCUGGAAUGAACGCUGCUCGCAGCGGACCCCAGCUCGCCAGUGGCAUCGAGGACAAGCUGGAGGAUUUCGCCAAGGACACCGAGAAGUCCGGCAAGGGCCUGUCGGACAUGGCGCUGGUGGACGUGAUCGUGAAGCAGAGCGCGGACGCCGUCGCGUUCCUCGAAGGCUUCCAGAUCGACCUCUCCAGCAUCGCGCAGCUGGGCGGCCACUCGCAUCCGCGCACGCACAGGUCCAAGCCCGACGGCAAGCCCAUGAACAUUGGUUUCCGCAUCAUGUCCGUGCUCAUCAAAUACGUCGAGGCUCUCCCUGCCGAUAAGGCCAAGGUGGUGAAGCAGGCGCGGGUGACCGAGCUUCUCACAGACGACACCGGCGCCGUCACCGGCGUCAAGUACGAGACCCCCGCGGCUGACGGCUCGGGCAGCAAGGAGGAGACGGAGGUGAAGGCGUCCGCAGUCAUCCUCGCAACAGGCGGCUACUCCGCAGACAAGGCCGAGGGGGGCCUGCUGGACCAGCACACGCCCAAGCUGCGCAACCUGGCGACCACCAACGGUCCCUUCGCGACGGGCGAUGGCGUGCGACUGGGAUUGGGUGCGGGCGCGGGGCUGAUUCACAUGGACCAGGUGCAGCUGCACCCGACGGGGUACGUGGACCCCAAGGACCCGCGCAACCCCGUCAAGUUCCUCGCGCCCGAGGCCCUGCGCGGAUGCGGCGGGAUCCUGCUCAACGAGAAGGGCGACCGCUUCGUCAACGAGCUCACCACCAGGGACGCGGUGGUCGAGGCGAUUCUGAAGUACUGCGGCCCGCUGCCCGAGGUGCCAGACGCGCCAGCAGGGGGCGCGGACAUGCCGGCCGUGUCGUACCUGAUUCUGAACCAGGAGGCCAUCAACAAGUUCGACCCGCUCUCGUGCCAGUUCUACAUCGGCAAGGGGCUCAUCCGCAAGUUUGAGAGCGUCGAGGCAUUGAGCGAGGGCACCAAGCUGCCAGCAGCCAACGUGAAGGCUGCUCUGGAUUCGUACGGCCACCACGAUGCAGAGAAGGGCGAUCCCUUCGGCAAGACCGUCUUCCCUGUGCUCUUCAACACCUCCGAGCCCCCGCUCUAUGUGGCCAUCAUCACGCCGUCGCUGCACUACUGCAUGGGAGGGCUCAAGUUUGACACCAGCGGCCGCAUUCUCAAGGAGGAUGGCUCGGCCAUUCCAUGCCUCUUCGGCGCCGGCGAAGUGACAGGUGGGCUGCAUGGAGCAAACCGUCUGGGUGGCAACUCCCUGCUGGAGUGUGUGGUGUAUGGCCGCGUGGCUGGCAUCAGUGCCUUUGACCGCAUUGGUAAAUCUGCUGUUUAG
Closterium sp. Naga37s-1 is the source of this 2349-nucleotide messenger RNA. Lineage: Eukaryota; Viridiplantae; Streptophyta; Zygnematophyceae; Desmidiales; Closteriaceae. The record is from the annotation of a GenBank genome assembly.